Messenger RNA from Eucalyptus grandis, 408 nucleotides. RefSeq names its product ankyrin repeat-containing protein BDA1. The record is from RefSeq and is a predicted model, not a curated record. The coding region runs from base 1 to 408 and encodes 135 amino acids. The transcript has a single exon. Lineage: Eukaryota; Viridiplantae; Streptophyta; Magnoliopsida; Myrtales; Myrtaceae. Gene Ontology annotation, molecular function: protein binding.
AUGGAUCCGAGGUUGUUAAAAGCAGCUCAGAAAGGUAAGGUAGGUCUACUGAAUGACCUGAUCCAAAGCAAUGAACUCAUCCUCGAGGAGGCGGCUCUCCAAGGAGAUGGCCACACCCCGUUGCAUGUCGCCUGUGUCGCUGGCCAUUCGAAUUUUGUCCGAGAGCUCCUCAAGUUGAUACCGAAGCUCGCGGAAAAGGUGAACCCGGAUGGUUUCAAUCCGUUGCACAUCGCAGCAGCUAGAGGUGAUGUUGAGACUGUGAGGGAGAUUUUAAAGGCGGGUCGGCCUCAACAUCUAUGCCAUGUGAAGGGCAGGGAGAGAAGAAUCCCUGCCGCAGGCGGGGAGGUCGGUGCCUUGAAGAUAUUGCUUUCUGCUGCACCAGAGUCCAUCGAAGAGACGACUGCCUAA